Myxocyprinus asiaticus (Chinese sucker) is the source of this 4223-nucleotide messenger RNA. Its product is annotated as myosin-binding protein C, cardiac-type-like. The record is from RefSeq and is a predicted model, not a curated record. Bases 66 to 3905 code for a protein of 1279 amino acids. Gene Ontology annotation, molecular function: protein binding. The transcript is spliced from 32 exons. NCBI's taxonomy places the organism in Eukaryota, Metazoa, Chordata, Actinopteri, Cypriniformes, Catostomidae.
AAGAGAAGUGAGGUUGGUAUCCACAAUGCCUGUCUGUUGGAACCCAUUAGGGACACUCAACCAGGAUGCCGGAGCCAACUAAAAAAGCUGUCUCUGCCUUUACCAAGAAACCAAAGUCUCAGACUGCUGAGAUUGGGGCAACAGUCAUUUUUGAAGCGGAGACUGAGAAGCCUGAUGCAAAGGUGAGAUGGCAGCGAGAUUCCAAGGACAUCUCAUCCAGUGACAAAUACACCAUCUCAGCAGAGGGCAAUAAGCAUUCUUUCACCAUAAACAAUGCUGUCCAGGAGGAUGCAGUAGGAUAUGCUGUUAUUGCUGGGGGAUCAAAGGUCAAAUUUGAAUUAAAGUUAAAGGAGUCAGAAGUGAAGGAAGCAAAACAAGCUGUACCCCCAGAGGCUGCAGCGAUGGAAACUAAGUCUUCUGAAACUACAGGGGUUCCACCAGCACCUACUGAAAGUUCAGCACCAGACACCAGUGGAAAGACAACACCUGAUGCUCUGCCUGAGAGUCAUCGUCCUGACACAAGGCAGGACCUUACUGGUCUCUUCACAGAGAAGCCUCAGAGUGGGGAGGUAACUGUGGGUGAGAACAUUACCUUUGUGGCUAGAGUUGGUGGUGAAUCUUUGUUGAAGAAGCCUGCAGUAAAAUGGUUCAAAGGAAAGUGGAUGGAUCUGGCCAGCAAGUCAGGAAAGCAUCUGCAACUCAAAGAGCACUAUGACCGCAACACUAAGGUGUACACAUUCGAGAUGCAUAUUGUUGCAGCUAAAGCUAACUUUGCUGGAGCAUAUCGCUGUGAGGUGUCAUCAAGAGACAAGUUUGACAGCUGUAAUUUUGACCUCGUAGUACAUGAGGCUCGUACAACAGAAGGGUUUGAUAUUCGCAGUGCAUUUAGGCGCACGAGCACCAGUUCAGGUGGUAAGAAGAAGAUGGGAGAGCCUGGCAGUAGCACAGAUGCAGGUGAUGACUCAGGAGAACUGGACUUCAGUGCUUUACUGAAAAAGAGAGCUGUUCACGUGAGCACUGAGCCUGACGUAGAUGUAUGGGACAUCCUACAGAAGGCCCCAGCCUCCGAGUAUGAAAAGAUUGCCUUCCAGUAUGGAAUUACAGACCUGCGGGGGAUGCUUAAGAGACUUAAAAAAAUGAAAAAGGAAGAGAAGAAAAGUGCAGCAUUUCUAAGGAAGCUGGACCCAGCGUACCAGGUUGAAAAGGGACACAAGAUCAAACUGCAAAUCGAGGUGGCUAAUGAAGAUGCAGAGGUUAAAUGGUUAAAAAAUGGUCAAGAGAUUCAACCAACAGGAAGCAAGUACAUCUUUGAGAGUGUAGGCAACAAACGCUUUCUCACCAUCAACAACUGUACACUGGCAGAUGAUGCUGCCUACACCUGCUUGGUUGGGGACGAGAAGAGCUUCACUGAGCUCUUUGUUAAAGAGCCCCCUGUUCUGAUCUUGCGUAAUCUAGAGGAUCAGAUGGUAAUGAAGGGAGAAAGAGUGGAGUUCGAGUGUGAAGUGUCUGAAGAAGGUGCUCAGGUGAAAUGGGAGAAAGAUGGUGUUGAACUCACCCGAGAUGAGUCUUUCAAGUACCGCUUUAAGAAAGAUGGAUGUAAGCAUGUCCUUAUCAUUAAUGAUGUGACCAAGGAGGACUGUGGACACUACCAGGUGAAAACCAAUGGAGGCCAAUCUUUAGCAGAGCUCAUGGUUCAGGAAAAGCAGCUAGAGAUCUAUCAAAACAUUGCUGACCUGACGGUGAAGGCCAAAGACCAGGCUGUGUUCAAGUGUGAGGUUUCUGAUGAAAAUGUUAAAGGCAUCUGGUACAAAAAUGGAGUGGAGGUGAAGCCUGACGCCAGAACACAUAUCACACACAUUGGCAGGAUUCAUAAGCUCACCAUUGAUGACGUGAAGCCAGAGGAUGAGGGUGACUACACCUUCAUUCCUGAGGGCUUUGCCUUCAAUCUCUCUGCCAAGCUCAACUUCUUGGAGGUCAAGAUUGACUAUGUUCCUCGUCAAGAUCCUCCCAAGAUUCACCUGGACUGCAUGGGGCGCACAGCUGAGUCCACUAUCUUGGUUGUAGCAGGAAACAAACUGCGACUUGAUGUACCAAUUACAGGAGAUCCUGCCCCCACUGUGGUUUGGACCAAAUCAGAAAAGGAUAAGUCUAAGGAGGGAGAGUCGCAUCCUGAACCAACGCGCACAUGGACACUGAAGAGCGGUGAAGUGCUGACAGACACAGAUGGGCGUGUCCAUGUGGAGAGUACCAAAGGCCAUUGCAUCUUUACCAUAGAGGGGGCGGAACGUCAGGAUGAGGGCGUGUACUCUGUCAUUGUUCGGAAUCCUGCUGGAGAGGAUACUGCUGACAUUAAUGUCAAAGUUGUUGAUGUGCCAGAUCCACCUGAAGCUCCCAGAAUCCUGAGCGUCGCUGAAGAUUCCUGUGUUGUCCAGUGGGAUGCCCCACUGUUUGAUGGUGGCCAGCCAGUCAUAGGUUAUGUACUGGAAAGGAAGAAGAAAAAGAGCUACAGAUGGAUGAGACUCAAUUUUGAUCCUUUUAAAGAUACUACAUAUGAAGCCAAGAAAAUGAUUGAGGGUGUACCCUAUGAGAUGCGCAUUUAUGCAGUGAACGCCAUCGGAAUGUCCCGCCCCAGUCCCGCCUCCCAGCCAUUUGUGCCAAUUGCUCCUACUAGCGAGCCAAUUGGCCUGUGUGUGGAUGACAUCAGUGAUACCUCCAUCUCACUGAAAUGGAGGGCUCCAGAGAGGAUGGGCUCAGCUGAACUCGAUGGUUAUGGGGUUGAGUAUUGCAAGGAAGGCUCUGAUGAAUGGAUUCCUGCAUUUGCGGGUCUCACAGAAAGGACCUCUGUGAUCAUCCGUGACCUGCCAACUGGAGAGAAGAUGCAGUUCCGUGUGAGGGCAUAUAAUAUGGCGGGCCCAAGCCCUCCUGCCACAUUGCCACAGGCAGUCACCAUCCGCGAGAUCAUGCAGCGCCCCAAAAUCUGGAUCCCCCGUAACCUUCGUCAGACAAUCAUCAAGAAAGUAGGAGAAACUGUUAACCUGGUAAUUCCCUUCCAGGGUAAACCACGUCCUAAAGUAAACUGGACAAAAAACAAUGAGCCUCUGGACUCGAAGCAUGUCAACGUAAGGAACAGUGACAAUGAUACCAUCCUCUUCAUCAGGAGAUCAGAGAGGAACGAUUCUGGGAAGUAUGAUCUUCAAGUGCAGAUUGAGAAUAUGGAGGACAAGGCCAGUGUGAACAUACAGAUUGUGGACCUGCCAGGUCCACCCCAGAGAUUAAAGGUGGUGGAUGUUUGGGGCUCCAAUGUUGCCCUGGAGUGGAACCCUCCCAAGGAUAAUGGCAACUGUGACAUCACAGGCUACAUUGUCCAAAAGGCUGACAAGAAAACCAUGGAAUGGUACACAGUGUAUGAUCAGUAUCGCCGCACUAACUGUGUGGUGUCAGACCUGAUCAUGGGGAAUGAAUAUGUGUUCUGUGUGUACGCCAUAAACAUGGUGGGUCUGAGUCCAGAGCCUUGCCUUUCUAAAGACAGUGCCUACAUCCAGAAAACAGGCAUUGUGUACAAAUCUCCCACCUACAAAGAGCAUGAUUUCUCUGAGGCCCCCAAGUUCACACAUCCUCUCAUGAGCCGCUCGGUUAUAGCUGGAUACAACGUUACACUCAGCUGCUCUGUUAGAGGCAUCCCUAAGCCUAAAAUCAUAUGGUACAAAAACAAGAUGGACAUUACAAAUGAGGCCAAGUACCGUAUGUUCAGCAAUCAGGGUGUGCUGACUCUGGAGAUCCGUAAACCAUGUCCAUUUGAUGGAGGUGUGUACAUGUGUAAGGCAGUCAAUGCCAGCGGAGAGGACAUGGUAGAAUGCAAACUGGAAGUCCGUCCUCAAGUCACAAAAGAAGACAUCAAGAAAUGAAAGAGAAGAGAUGUAAUGGGCUUGUCUCAGGGUUUGGAGAAAUUGUGACUCUUUGUUCUCUUUCUGUCUUCUGUCCUAAACAUUGACCCCCAUGACAUGUCGAUGAUCUAAUAACAGAGCAUAUUUUAUUGGUUUUCUUCAUUAGCUUGUGCUCUCCGAUUCUCACUCACAUACAACGCCCUUGUGCUUAGGUGUGAUUUUGUGUCUUUAUUGCUUGUAUUCAUUUUAUUUCAUGUCAUUUCAUUGUGACUCAGUAUUUUUCCUUCCACACUGGAAUGUUAUAUAAUAUACUAAAUAAAGGAUUUUGUUGACAUUUAA